Aspergillus niger is the source of this 189-nucleotide messenger RNA. RefSeq lists its product as uncharacterized. Lineage: Eukaryota; Fungi; Ascomycota; Eurotiomycetes; Eurotiales; Aspergillaceae. The record is from RefSeq and is a predicted model, not a curated record. Gene Ontology annotation, cellular component: transcription factor TFIIH holo complex; transcription factor TFIIH core complex. The transcript has 2 exons. Gene Ontology annotation, biological process: nucleotide-excision repair, preincision complex assembly; transcription initiation at RNA polymerase II promoter; transcription by RNA polymerase II. Bases 1 to 189 code for a protein of 62 amino acids.
AUGCCUCGUGCCGUCAGAGGAGUCCUCAUCGAGUGCGAUCCGUCCGUGAAAGCCAUUAUUCUCAAGUACGACGAAGAAAGACACGACUAUAUCGUUGAAGACCUCGACGAUGACCGUCAUCUGGUCAUCAAGGAGAGCCAGCUGCAGAACCUGAAGGCGAGGUUGACAAAGGUAGGGAUGCCGGAAUGA